UUUCAUUCGAUCUCUCUUUCAUUUGGCUUUUGAAGUAUUUAGACGCAGUUUCUCGCGGUCACCUAUGUUAAAAUUUGAUCCCUUAUCUGCCCAUAUUCGUAUUUCCGCGAACUAAACCCGCCAUCCCAGUUAAGUUCCAUGUUUCGUGAAAAGUCUCCCGAUUCGAUAUUUAUAGUGAAAAUCGAGGAAUCUUGGAUACCAUCGAAUAGGCUAUAAUCAAACACCGUUCGAAUAUGAUGAAGAAUUACUUCAAUUCUCAGAGGUUUUCCUCUAUAACAGUCGAGCCAUCUUACGCUCUCUUCUACUUCAUCGAACACUGCUGUUCUUUCUUCCACGAGAAUCUCCUACUGCAGAAAGCAUGUCGUAAUAAUGCGACUCACGAACCAGAUUUGACGACAGCUUGCGACGAUGAACCACGAGGUAUCGCAUUCGUAGCCUACACACAUUCCAUUCUCAACCUACCCAAUACCCCUUUGAUGAUCUUAGUGGCUACUUUUAUGAUUAAAUGGAGUGAUCGAGCUGGAAAGCUACGGAAACCUAUUAUCUUAUUGCCCCUGAUUGGUAUCAUGGUUGAAGUCAUUUGCGCCAGUUUGCAUUCGUAUUUUUGGACCUGGCCUAUCAUAGCUGUCGUCCUGACUCGUAACUUUGCCAAAACCAUGAGCGGCGGUAUUAUUUUAUUUCAUUCUUCGGCGUCUUUAUUUGUGACCGAUAAUAGCGAUGAAAAAAGUCGAAUGACUAGGAUCGGUAUGCUAUCUUUGAUACCGCAUUUUGGCAUCCCGUUGAGCAGUUUGGUGUCUGGAUACCUUCUGAGGACAUUUGGAUUCAUCUAUUGCUACCUUAUGUGCUUAGUACUGAGUAUUAUUUCGUUCGUAUUGGGUGUUAUUUUAAUCAAAGAUACUCCUGUACCGGUAACCGAACCAGUUAAAAUUUGUAACAUAAUGAAUCCUCUCCAAAUACUCGGCACCGUUAAGGUUUUAUUCAAAAAGCGAGCUGGUCGAAAGAGGAUGAUCCUUUUAUUGCUGAUUUUCGCCAAAAUGGUCGUCAAUUUCUCAAUUACUGGUGAACACGCGGUAUUCUAUUUAUAUACGAGGCAUCGAUUCCAUUGGAAUGAAGUACAGUACAGUAUGUUUACUGCUUACAGACACGUAGGAUUGAUUUUCGGUACCACUAUCAGCCUGUUUGUGGCCACUAAAGUAUUUAAAUUACACGAUGCUCUGAUUGGUUGUAUCGCUUGUGGUUGGAAUGCUAUCGGGGCUCUGUGUUAUUUCCUCGCCCAUAAAAAUUGGCAUUUUUACGUCGUUCCAUGGAUUGAAAUGUUCCACAGCGUAAGCAAGGUGUCCGGGAAAUCAUUGAUGACCAAAGUUGUGGAUCAUAAUGAAUUAGGAGACUUAUUCUCAUCAAUGAUGAUCCUAAAUACGAUGGUACCAUUGAACAAACUUUUUUAUAGUUUACUUUUCAAGGAACACAUGGACACACUUCCCAACAUAUUUUUCCUAAUUAGCAUUGUUCUGGGCCUUAUUGGAAUGGUUACAUAUUACUUCAGUUAUAGGUAUAGUAAAAGUGGAUACUCACGGAUGAAAUGAAACUCGAGCAUAUUGGUGUAGUCGGAGCAAGGAAGAAAAAUACAAAUAGUAUUAUUUACCUAUUUUAUUGAAUCGGAUUAACGAAAUCGUACGAUUUAACACGACGUGAGAAUAACUACUCGAAUGAUAAUCAGUAUAGAUAAUCAAAAUCACCAUUCCAUCGUUACUUUUGGUGCUUUUUAAACAAAAAGGUGUUGAGUUUUGCUAAUUUCAAUCUCUGAAUGUUUACUAAAAUAGGUAGUGAGGGUACCUUAAGAGAUUAAUUUUUUAUACUACGUUUAUACUUAUUCACUUUGUACAAAUUACUCAUUAUGUGACGCUUUAUUUGAAAAUAAAAUAUGAUUUUUGACACCUUCA
Planococcus citri (citrus mealybug) is the source of this 1940-nucleotide messenger RNA. Its product is annotated as lysosomal proton-coupled steroid conjugate and bile acid symporter SLC46A3-like. Gene Ontology annotation, biological process: transmembrane transport. Lineage: Eukaryota; Metazoa; Arthropoda; Insecta; Hemiptera; Pseudococcidae. Gene Ontology annotation, molecular function: transmembrane transporter activity. The record is from RefSeq and is a predicted model, not a curated record. The transcript has 6 exons. Bases 234 to 1583 code for a protein of 449 amino acids. Gene Ontology annotation, cellular component: membrane.